This is a messenger RNA of Mollisia scopiformis, 1086 nucleotides long. Its product is annotated as Di-copper centre-containing protein. Gene Ontology annotation, molecular function: oxidoreductase activity. The record is from RefSeq and is a predicted model, not a curated record. The transcript is spliced from 5 exons. Lineage: Eukaryota; Fungi; Ascomycota; Leotiomycetes; Helotiales; Mollisiaceae. Bases 1 to 1086 code for a protein of 361 amino acids.
AUGGCAAUUUGUCGUUUCGUUUCUUUCGCUGCCUGCAUCUCGUAUGUUCUCGGUGCAUGCUCUUCCAUCGAGGUUCGCAAGGAAUGGCGCUCUUUCACCACAGAUGAGCAGACUGCUUGGAUCGAUGCUGUCAAGUGCAUGGCCGAGCUUCCUCACAAUAGCUCGCUAGUAGCAACCGUGGGAGAAUUUGCCGCAAUUGCGAAAAUCACAUCGAAUAGUUCUUACUACGAUGAUUAUACAUACGUGCAUUCGGAUCUCAACCCAACCAUUCACUUCACUGGUCUUUUCUUUCCAUUUCAUCGCUAUUUUGUCUGGUCCUACACCCAAGCACUGAAGAACGAUUGCGGAUAUACGGGCGUAGCACCUUACUGGAAUUGGACGAUUGACGCCGCCAACGUCAAAGACAGCACAAUCUGGUCCGACGACGCCUCAUCAGGUCUUGGUCAACCCGUCGGCAUCGCCUCCAACGACUUCGUAGUCGGCACCGGCGGCUUCUCCUCCAACUUCACCCUCGCAUACCCCACUACACACGGUCUCCGCCGAAACUUCACUCUAGUGCCCUACAGCGCGGACGCCGGCUCUUCAUUCUUUCCCGACCCAGACAUCGACGCCAAUGCCACAUUCACGCCCGCGAAGAUCAAUGCCCUGAUCGCGAACUAUACAGGCGAUUUCAAGGGCUUCCAGAAAUAUAUGGAAGGAUUUGAGGGUCCGCAUGGUUCCGUGCACGAGAUUCUAGGAGGGGAUUUGGCGGGCUAUUGUCCUGAGGAUGCGAACGAGGCAUGUUUCGAUGACGAACCGAGUCCUACUUUUAGUGCUAAUGAGCCGAUGUUCUGGAUGCACCAUGCUAUGGUCGAUAGAGUUUGGUGGCUUUGGCAGAAUCACCACCCGAAUAAUACUUAUGCGUUCGAAGGCGGGAGCGUGCAGAAUUUCACGGACUAUGAUCAGUUUCCGAACGGAGGUCCGCCUUGGUUGAGUAUGGAUAGUAUUUUGCCAACUGAUGGGAUUUUGAUGCCGGCCGAGACAACGCUGGAAGAUAUUUGGAUCACGGAGGGUGACCUCCUUUGUUAUACUUAUGAUGAUGCCUAG